Molecule: messenger RNA, 1434 nt
Organism: Gracilinanus agilis (Agile Gracile Mouse Opossum)
Lineage: Eukaryota; Metazoa; Chordata; Mammalia; Didelphimorphia; Didelphidae
Gene: ABHD16B
Product: abhydrolase domain containing 16B
Exons: 1
Coding region: 1-1434 (477 amino acids)
Biological process (GO): monoacylglycerol catabolic process; phosphatidylserine catabolic process
Cellular component (GO): endomembrane system
Molecular function (GO): glycerophospholipase activity; monoacylglycerol lipase activity
Source: RefSeq, a predicted model, not a curated record
AUGUGUGUGAACUGCUUCGCGAAGGCGAUUGGGCAAAUGUAUAAAUCCUUAACAGCAAACAGUUACGAUGACUUCAAGAGCUGGCCAGUGGACUUUCGCUGGGAUGAAAUAAAAACCCAGAGCGGCAGCCACCCAGCACUGUGUGGAGCUGGGGCUGCUACGGGGAUAUUGCGAAAGGCGUCUGUUACUUCUGCUUCGACAGACAGCCAAGAAGACCCUGAUUCCAAUUUCCUGGACCAUAUUCGGGACCUGCCCCGCCAGCUGGCCAGUUAUGUAUUGGCACACUCAUUAGGCCGCUGGCUAGUCUAUCCCGGGUCGCUGGUCAUCGCGACCAAAGCGCUGCUUCCCGGGCUGCUCAGGGGCCAGGCUGUUCUCCAGGACCGGUAUAAAGGAAAGCGGGCCAAGCUUUUGGCUUGUGAUGGCAACGAAAUUGAUACAAUGAUCGUAGACCGCCGGAAAUAUCCUGGCCCCCAGAACCGCGGCUUGCGCCUAGUCAUCUGCUGCGAGGGCAACGCCGGCUUCUAUGAAACAGGCUGUCUUUCGGCGCCGCUGGAGGCUGGCUACUCCGUCCUGGGCUGGAACCAUCCAGGUUUCGCCGGGAGCAGCGGCGUUCCCUCGCCACAGAACGACGCUAAUGCCAUGGACGUGGUAGUUAAGUACGCUAUGCACCGACUGCGCUUUUCACCCGAGCAGAUAGUGAUCUACGGCUGGUCUCUCGGCACUUUCACGGCCACGUGGGCCACCAUGACGUACCCACAGCUGGGCGCGCUCGUUCUAGACGCUCCCUUUGACGACCUUAUGCCCCUGGCGCUGGCGCUGAAGUUAGUUCCCGCCUUCUGCAAGGGAUUGGUGGAACGCACCGUACGGGAAUAUUUCCACCUCAACGUGGCAGAGCAGCUGUUUUGUUAUCCAGGACCCGUGCUGCUUAUCCGCCGCACGAUGGAUGAAGUGGUCAACACGGAUGCCCUUUCCAAAGAGGAGGAGAACAAAGGUCAGGACCUCCGCCCUGCCGACUUGGAGGGAAACAGAGGCAACUACCUGCUACUGAAGUUGCUAGAACACCGGUACCCCAAACUGAUGACCGAUGAGAGCAUGGAGGCUGUGAGACAGUGGCUGCACGCGUCAAAUUCGGCACAAGAAGCUGCCAUAAACCAACAAUACUGUGUGGAUGCCAGAUGGUGUUUGACUGUGCUGCACAACUAUAGGAUUAACAGCAUUAAGUACAGAAAGAAAAUAAAGUGGAAAGACCAAACUACCACACACACCUCAAACCUCCACGGCCCAGACUUCCCCUGGGAUGUGGGUGCCGACCUAUCCCCUGGCCAGCAGAAAAGACUUGCAAUAUUCUUGGCUCAGAAAUACCUGAAGAACGUUGAGGCCCCUCACAGCGGUCCCCUGUCUCCUGAGGCCUUUCAGUUGCCAUGGGCAUUGUAA